AAAAGAAAAAAGAAGAAGGAGAAAACGCAGCUUAUCCUAUCUGAUUGUGUCACACUCUGGCAGCUCCAGCUCCAGCUACACUCUUUCUGUUAUCCAUGGCAGCGUCCCCGCUCUUUCUUUCGUCAAGCCCCGCCCUGCGUUUCCCUUCUUCGCCAUUCAAGGGAAAUGUGAGUAACUUGAGGCCAAGCUUAUGUUCAAUCCCCUCGCUCAAGACGACGACUUCUCCUCCUCCUCAGAGAAGACAGCUGGUGGUUGUGAACAAGGCGGCCGCGGCGGUAGUCGGGGCUCCGACUGGGAACGUCCGGUUCAGGCUGGACAACUUGGGCCCUCAACCCGGGUCCAGAAAGAAGGGUAAGAGAAAGGGAAGAGGUAUUGCUGCUGGGCAAGGCAACAGCUGCGGGUUCGGUAUGCGGGGACAGAAGUCCCGGUCCGGACCGGGUGUCCGGCCCGGAUUUGAAGGUGGACAGAUGCCGCUCUAUCGUCGAAUUCCCAAGCUCAAGGGAAUUGCUGGAGGUAUGCGUAAGGGGUUGCCUAAAUAUGUGCCUGUGAACUUGAAAGAUAUAGAGGAUGCAGGGUUUGAAGAAGGAGAAGAAGUUUCGUUAGAGAGUUUGAAGGACAAGGGGUUGAUCAACCCUUCGGGGAGAGAGAGGAAACUCCCUUUGAAGAUUCUUGGUGAUGGGGAACUCAAAGUGAAGCUGAGCUUUAAGGCUCGGGCUUUUUCUGCAGCGGCGAAGGAGAAGCUUGAGGCUGCUGGCUGUAGUCUCACUGUUUUACUGGGCCGGAAGAAGUGGGUAAAGCCAUCAGUUGCUAAGAACAUUGCCCGUGCUGACGAAUACUUUGCCAAGAAAAGAGCAGCCGCAGCUGCUGCUGCUGAAUCACCAUCUGCUUAGUCCCACUUCUUGGCCACACUGUUGAAACUUGUAGGCGGAGUAGUACAUGGUAACACAUUUAAGGCUGUUCAAUUUUUUCAUCCCUGUUAUUCUUUUUGUUUACCAGUUCAGGAUACCGUCUGUUGUUUCAUAUAUAAAUAUCGAAAGUAAUCUCGUCAAUCCUUCAAAUUCAAACCUCAUCACC
Rosa chinensis is the source of this 1074-nucleotide messenger RNA. RefSeq names its product 50S ribosomal protein L15, chloroplastic. The transcript has 4 exons. Bases 96 to 890 code for a protein of 264 amino acids. NCBI's taxonomy places the organism in Eukaryota, Viridiplantae, Streptophyta, Magnoliopsida, Rosales, Rosaceae. The record is from RefSeq and is a predicted model, not a curated record. Gene Ontology annotation, biological process: translation. Gene Ontology annotation, cellular component: cytosolic large ribosomal subunit; ribosome. Gene Ontology annotation, molecular function: structural constituent of ribosome.